UUUAAAAAAAAUGGGUUUUCUGGGUUAUUUGGUGAUGGCAAUACAACAGUUAGGUAAUAAUAAAAUCUGUGGAUAUAUAUAUUAUAGUUGGGUAGUAAUAGAAUGUGGAUUGUUUUGGAUAUAGUAUAUGGUUUUUAAAUUUUUGUAAUUUGGGAAGUGUAUGAGAUUUGGGUAAUGUCUAUUUGUGGAGAGAUACUGAACUAAGUACUUGUUCUGAGAAUUUCUAAGUCGGUGAUUUCCUUCCAAUUUUGUCUAGUAUGUUAGCUGGUGUUCUUUAGUAGAGUGAAAAAUCUUGUUCGAAGUUAGUUAUAUGGUAAUUACAUAGUGAUUGUGUUUCUGCAAGGGUUAAGGUUGAGGGGGCGUUUGAUUCAAAUAGAGAAAUGGUAAGGGAAUGAAAUCGAGUAGAGGAGAGAAAUGGUAACGAUAAUCGUUUCGUUUAUUGGGUGUUUGGUUCAACAAUGAAAAGGAAUCAAUUGUAAGUGAAUGGAAAUGAUUUUGUUACUCUUCUAAUUUAGAGGGUAACAUUUUGGGGGGUUUGGGUUAUCCUCAAGUAAGGGUAAUGGUUAACCUACUACUCAACCAAACAAGGAGAAAUGGAUUCAGAUUACUGAAUCCAUUUCCAGGUUCCCAAAAAGCUCAACCAAACAAGGCGGAAUUGAAUGGAAAUUUGGAACCGUGCUGCAGAGAAGCUUUAUGGAUGGAAGGACUAUGAAGCAACAGGGCAAUGUUUCUGGGACCUUCUUAUUGAAGAAGAAUAUUUGCCGUACAUGGAGCCCAUCUGGGAAAAGCUGCACUUUGGCCAAUCUUGGUCAGGUCAGUUCCCUUUUAAGAAGAGGUCUGGUGAGACUUUAAUGGCGCUAGUGACUCAUAGUCCGUUAUAUGAGGAUGAUGAGCUUGUUGGUGUUAUCACUGUUUCAAGUGCUGCGGAGCUUCAUAAAAACAUGAAAGCAAAUCAACCUAGGGAACCACAGGAUAACAUGAAAAAGAUUCAGUGGCAACAAAGGCCACAGAUUGCAUCAAAGCCACAGAUGGCUUCUUCUAUUUCCGAUCUGGCGUCGAAGGUCCUAGGACGCAUACGCAGAGAUGACACUUCCAGGGACGAAGAUGCAUAUGUUUUGGAUGCUGAAGAUGUGGUUCAAAUUAAGCAGAAAAUUGACCUAGCUAAGAAUGAUAGUCAAGGUAAAGGCUCUCAUGCAGAGGAGUCUAUGAUGGCUCAACCUGCAAAAGUGGCAGCAAAGUUUUUGGCAAAAUUCCGAAAGAAGAGCGAUGGCAACAAUGUUCAAACAAGUGAUGAUGGCCCUGUACAGAAUGGCAUCGGGCAACAAUGCUCUGCCAGAAACUCAAAAGAUAUUACAUCUAAUAAUUAUAUUGGUGAUGUCCGACAUUUCCCACUUCCUGGUAAAAGUGCACAUGUGAAUGAAAAUAGGAAGUCCUAUGAUUUAGAAAAGGUUCCUUCACUUGGAGUGUUUUAUGAACAUUUUAAGGAGCCUAUACUACCAAAGAUCUUGCCCGUAUUCGGCUUGCAUAUGAAUGAUAAGGAUGCAAACCCUGAGGUGGAAGAGCCUAAGGCUGCAGAAAGGGAAGAUGCUUCCGAACGACUAGUAGGAGCUAAAACUUCUCCUAGUUCAGGGGAGAACUUUUCUGGAAGUGCUGGUAGCUCGUCAAGCAAAGGUGAUAGUGAGUCGAGUUCAAUGGUUGAUUCUGAUAUUCAGUGGGAGGACCUACAGUUGGGUGAGAAUAUUGGUCAAGGUUCUUUUGCUGCUGUAUAUCAUGGACUUUGGAAUGGAUCGGAUGUUGCUAUCAAAGUUUAUUUUGGGAAAGAUUACAGUGAGGGGACCCUACUGGAUUACAAAAAGGAGAUUGGUAUAAUGAGGAAAUUGAGGCAUCCAAAUGUCUUGCUCUUCAUGGGAGCAUGUUACUCACAGGAACGGCUUGCAAUUGUCACCGAGUUUCUUCCAAGGGGAAGUCUCUUCAAGAUACUUCACAGGAGCAAUCAGGUGUUGGAUCUCAAGCGGCGUUUGAAGAUGGCUCUUGAUGUUGCUAGGGGUAUGAAUUAUUUACAUCGCAGAAAUCCUCCUAUAGUUCACCGGGACUUGAAAUCAUCAAACUUGCUUGUUGACAAGAACUGGAACGUGAAGGUUGGCGACUUUGGGUUAUCAAAGUUGAAGAAUGCGACCUUCUUGACGGCGAAAUCUGGAGGAGGAACUCCUCAGUGGAUGGCACCAGAAGUCCUGCGGAGUGACCGCUCCAAUGAAAAGUCAGAUGUAUUCAGUUUCGGUGUCAUCCUAUGGGAACUGGUAACUGUCAAAAUCCCAUGGGAUAAUCUGAAUGCUUUGCAGGUUGUCGCGGUAGUAGGAUUUAUGAAUAGUAGGUUAGACUUACCAGAAGACACUGAUCCUAGAAUUUCAUCCAUCAUAAAUGAAUGCUGGCAAAGCGAACCGGAACUGCGUCCUUCAUUUGAAGACCUUAUCCAGAGAAUGACUGGAAUACUUCAAAGUAUUCCAGCAGCCGCACAUCCUCCUGUACGAAAAAACUUACCGUUACCAUUUUAGGAAGCAAGAACACAGUGCAAAAGAGUGACAUGACAAAGGAGUCCGAGAAUGUAUGCAGCUGAAAACUGCUUCAUUGUAUAUUGUGUUAUCACUGUUGUGGUGCAUUACUAAUUUACUACCUCCAUCUCAAAAUAUAUUUUGCCAUUUUGGGGUAUCUAAAACAAUUCUGACUAUGGGUUGGGACCCCAUCUCAAUCAUGAUUUUAACCCAUUAUCCCUCAUCACAUCAACUGUUUCUUUUUUUCCCAAUGAAAUUUACACAUAAUUCUCAAUUAUACUACAUACUUUUAUCUCUCUCAAAUGAAUAUCUUCAAAUAGCCACUUCAUACUCCAAAAACUUCGUACCUAAAGCAAAUGUGCGCGAAUUGUGAUUUGCGAUGGAGGGAGUAUUAUGUUAUUUGUUGCGAUAUGUUUUGGCUGCCGGAGGUGGAAAUGUAGUGGUAAAUGUGGUUAAUACUUCCACGUUACUGCUGUUUGUGAGUUGUGCAAAUUCUGUGAACUGAUCCUCGCAGCUGAAAGAGCCGUGCCUUGUAUACAACAGCUCAUGCUGUAUGAUCUAGUGAGCAGUUUAGCGAAGGAGAUUAUAUGGUCUCUUUUCUUUCUUUCUUUCUUUCUUUCUUUUUCUUCAAUAAUUAGGAGUAUAUUUUUGGACUAUGGAGUGUAGUCCUUUUAUAGUGAAUAAUUUAUUGCAUUAAUUUGUAAAGAUACAAGUGUUUUUGGUGUAUUUUGCUGUAACUGCUCUCACUACAGUUAGAGAAAAAAAUGCUGUCAGUAUCCUUGCAAAAAUGUUUAUUCAAAUGUGCAUAUAUACAUAUACUUCCUCCGCUCUUUUAUUAUUGUAAUAUAAUCUUUAUUUGGAAGUUUCA
This is a messenger RNA of Beta vulgaris subsp. vulgaris (sugar beet), 3417 nucleotides long. RefSeq lists its product as uncharacterized. Gene Ontology annotation, molecular function: ATP binding; protein kinase activity. Gene Ontology annotation, biological process: regulation of DNA-templated transcription; protein phosphorylation. NCBI's taxonomy places the organism in Eukaryota, Viridiplantae, Streptophyta, Magnoliopsida, Caryophyllales, Amaranthaceae. The record is from RefSeq and is a predicted model, not a curated record. Bases 660 to 2552 code for a protein of 630 amino acids. The transcript has 15 exons.